AUGAAUGACGAGAUUGAAUCUUAUUCGGGACAUGAGGCCGGUCCUAGGUUCAGCUUGGAACCCGUUCAACUUCAAUUUCAGAUUGCUAGUCGUAUCAAAAAGCUGCUUGUGAGUAACAACUUUCUAUACCUAGUGUUGAUUGAUGGUUUAGUCUAUAGAAUCAAUUUGGAUAGCCCUGAAACGGUGGAUAAAAUAGCAAUUGAACUCUCUGGCGCCACAGUCAAGCAGGCAUACCUGGAUAGAAAGGGCUAUCACCUAAUAGUUCAAUCUACAAAAGACAGCUUCUAUUAUCUUCACUAUCAGUCUACCCAUUACAAAGAACUUUCCAAGAUGAGAGAGCUCCCAGUCGUUUCGAUAAGUUUCUUUGAUAAGUAUAGUCAUAAGAAUACCACCGGACCUAUGGUGGUAUCCACAUCAACGGGUAUCGUUUAUGAGGUUAACAUUGAGUCCAAAAAGGAGAGGAUUAUGAAGCAGAUUUGGAAAUCGAGGGACGGAAUCAAAUACACCUGUGUAUCAUCUAUGACACAAUCAAAGGGAUCAUAUGUGGUAUAUCGGGUUUUAUGUGCGUUAACUAACAAUAAGAUUGUUCAAUUCUGCUGUACGCUACCCGAUACUGUUUCCAGCUCAUCUUCAUCGUUGCAGUCAUCGUUUGAAAAGGGACCGAUUAGUUUCAACUUCAAUUCAUUAAUUCACAUCACCAGUAACAUCGAUACGGUAGCGUUUUUGGAUGUCAGUGAAGAGGACAGUUCGUACCAGAUCACUUACGGAAGGGUUGAUUUUAAAUCCAAAAAGGAACUCAGCCAUUUGAAAUUAGAUUCGGCUACUGGCUCUGCUGUUGCAAGCAUUUCACUAACGAAGUACUACAUUAUGAUUCUUACCACUAGAAAUGAACUUCUUGUAUUUAAUCAACUCAGUGGUAAAGAAGUCUCUAAGCAGAACCUAUCUACCACCGGUAAUAGAUUCAUUGGCUUUUCUUCUGAUAAGCUUCUGGAAACUUACUGGCUUUAUUCGUCUGAAGCCAUUUAUGAAGUUCUUGUUGAAAACGAAAACACUGGAAUAUGGAGACUGAUGAUGGAGAAGAAGAUGUUUGACGAAGCAAUAUCAACGUUAAAAAAUCCUCAUACAUCCGAUGCCGAAAAGUAUCACACCAUUAGAAUUAACCAAGGCAAGUUUCUAUUGAAGAAAGGAAGCUUUAACAAAGCCGCUAAGAUUUUGGCUGAGACUAGUGAACCUUUAGAGGAGAUCACUUUGAAGUUUAUUGAGUCCAAUCAGCUCAAAUCCUUAAGGAUUUAUCUUAGCAACAAGCUCAAAGCGUUGCCAAAGACAUUCUACAUGCAGAAGGUGAUUAUCAGUAGUUGGCUAGUGGAGCUGUAUGUAGAAGGUUUGAAUCAAUUGGAUGUGGAAAUGGGCCGAUCUCGGAGUAACUCCAUUAUAGAUACCGCUGAAGUUAUCGAUGAACAAAUAGCACAGAGAAAGGAAAAGUUCCUAAGGGAGUUUUAUUCAUUCUUGGAUGAAUCUAAGAAUGACUUAGACAAGGAUGCCGUCUACCAGAUUAUUCUUUCGCAUAACAGGAAAGACGAAUUACUUUAUUUCGCCAAUUCCAUCAAGGAUUACAACUUUGUUUUAAAUUAUUAUAUCAACUUGCAGAAAUGGGAGGAGUCCUUGAAGGUUCUUUCCUUGCAAAAGGAUAAGGCGCUUGUGUACAAGUAUUCUACUUUGUUGUUUGUCAAUUACCCGGUCAAGACUUGUGAUACUUGGAUCCGCCUCAUCGACGAUUUGGAGUAUCUAAAACUUCUACCGGCUUUGCUUACUUAUAACCAGACUGUGGUGAAGGCACGAAGAAUCAGGCCAAACAAAAAUCAGGCUUUGAGAUUCCUCAACUUUCUCAUUGAGGAACGGAAAGUCAAAGAUAGAAUUGUUCACAAUUCUGUCUUAUCAAUUCUCAUCAGAUAUCCAAAUCUGAAGAAUGAGGAUCCAAUUUUAAAGUAUCUUGAGGGCCAGCAUAAAUCGAAAUCUCUAUUCACAUCAGAUAAGAACGACUUUGAUAUAUCGUUUGAUCCUGAUUACAUACUAAGGCUUUGCUUGAAAUACCACAGAUACCAGAGUGCUAUUUAUAUAUUCUCAAUGAUGGGGGAGUAUGAAGAGGCUGUUGAUCUAGCAUUAGAUCAUGACUUGAUUGAGUAUGCCGUGCUUGUAACCGAUAAACCUGCCGAAUCAUCUAUCGCUGUGAGAAAGAGGCUCUGGUUGAAGAUUUCUGCAAAAUUAAUUCAUAGCUUGAUCGAGCACGAUAAGUCGUUGGACGAGUAUCGCCAGUUAUUGAUGAUCGAUGAGAAUAUUUUGACGAAGGGAGGUGAAAUCAAAUGCUUGCUAAAGUACUUGAUGAGCAAAUGUGAGUACUUGAAGAUGAAGGAUUUAUUACCUCUAUUUCCUGACUUCAUGGUCAUCGAUAAUUUCAAGGAAGAAGUGGUGAAAUCAUUACAAGAUAUGUCCUCUGAGAUGAGUAACCUCUCUCUUGAGAUGACUGAGUCAAUUGCUCAGUCGUCUAAGAUUGGCCAACUGAUUAAGGAUUUCAAGAAGGACAAUUUCCAGAUCAUAGAGCCUUAUGAAUCAUGCAUGAUCUGCCGUAAGAUUCUUACAACGCGUAAGUUUAUUGUUUUUCCCUGCUAUCACUCUUUCCACCAGGACUGCCUUGUGAAGGAUAUUUUGCGGUCCAAUGAUUAUAAGAUGAAGUCUGAAGUCUACAAACUCCAGAAGAGGAUUGUCGACAACAGCGGGGAUAAAAAGGCACUUGGCGAACUCCGAGCUGAAAUUGACAAUUUGCUCUCUCGGAAAUGCUGUCUAUGCUCAGAUAUAAAGAUUAACGAGAUUGAAGAGCCGUUAGUGGGACUCGAUGAUAAAGAGGAAGAUGAUUGGAAAUUAUAG
Brettanomyces nanus is the source of this 2922-nucleotide messenger RNA. RefSeq lists its product as uncharacterized. The record is from RefSeq and is a predicted model, not a curated record. Gene Ontology annotation, molecular function: protein-macromolecule adaptor activity. Lineage: Eukaryota; Fungi; Ascomycota; Pichiomycetes; Pichiales; Pichiaceae. The coding region runs from base 1 to 2922 and encodes 973 amino acids. Gene Ontology annotation, cellular component: HOPS complex; endosome. Gene Ontology annotation, biological process: vesicle-mediated transport; organelle fusion; endosome organization. The transcript has a single exon.